AAAAGGAUGCCAUGAGCUUUUCCAUUAUAUAUAUAGGAUUGAAGUCUCUUGUUGUAAACACCACUACUACAAUAUAUGUGAGCUUUGAUUCUCUCUAAAGUCUUGGCCUUUCUUUUUUUUUUUUUUCCUUUCUUUUGAAGAUUUAAGAAAAUGAAUGUCGUUGUGGUUGCUUUGUUUUUCGUUGUUCUUGUGCAUGGUUCUGUAGUUGCUAAUGAGGGUGGUGGGGUUGAUGACGACGACAAGCAUUUGUUACCUCAUCCCAUUCUCUUCAAGGGAGGAGGUCUAGGGCAUGGUAUAGGAGGCGGCAUUGGUGGAGGUGGUGGACUAGGUGGUGCGGGUGGUCUUGGUGGUGGUGCAGGUGGGGGAUUUGGUGGUGGUGGUGGUUUAGGUGGAGGUGCUGGUGGUGGCAUUGGCGGUGGGGCUGGAGGUGGGUUAGGUGGAGGUGUAGGUGGUGGUGGUGGUCUUGGAGGUGGUGGCGGUUUAGGUGGCGGUGGUGGUCUCGGGGGUGGUGGAGGUGCGGGUGGUGGGCUAGGUGGUGGCCAUGGCUUAGGUGGCGGUGGUGGUCUUGGGGGUGGCGGUGGUGGUCUUGGGGGUGGAGGAGGUGCGGGUGGUGGGCUAGGUGGUGGCCAUGGUUUAGGUGGCGGUGGUGGUCUUGGGGGUGGAGGAGGUGCGGGUGGUGGGCUAGGUGGUGGCCAUGGUUUAGGUGGCGGUGGUGGUCUUGGGGGUGGCGGAGGUGCAGGUGGCGGGCUAGGUGGAGGUGUAGGUGGUGGUGGUGGGCUUGGGGGGGGAGGUGGAGUUGGUGGAGGUGGUGGCCUAGGAGGGGGAGGUGGUGCAGGCACAUCUGGUGGGCUUGGUGGUGGAGUUGGGGGGGGAGGAGGCUUUGGUGGUGGCGGUGGAGGAGGAUUCGGUGGAGGCGGUGGUUUCGGUGUAGGUGGCGGUGGCGGUUUUGGCGGUGGAGCUGGCAUUGGUUCUGGUGGUGGUGUACGUUAAUUGCAUAUCAUUGCCACAUCAAAUAACCCAGCCUAUCUAGGAGCUCUUGAAAUAAUUAAUUGUGUUAUUAUGUUACAUAUUUUUGUUGCUGAAGAACUUUAGAAGGGUGUUUUAACUGUUUUGAUCAUUCGUAACUUUAAGUUGAAAUGUUUUGCUGUCGGUGUUUUUUUUUUAAACAGUUUUGUCAUGGAAACUGUCUAGGGGAGGGAUGUGCACUUUUUAGUAGCUUGAGUUACUGGGCCACACGGCCCAAGUGCUGCUGUCGGUGUUUUUAGAUUAUAAAAUAAAUUAUCUUUUUAUUCGUGUAAUGUAUUAAUUGUAAAUUAUUUAAAUAAUAUGAUUUCUUUAAU
Molecule: messenger RNA, 1340 nt
Organism: Rubroshorea leprosula
Lineage: Eukaryota; Viridiplantae; Streptophyta; Magnoliopsida; Malvales; Dipterocarpaceae
Source: the annotation of a GenBank genome assembly